AUGGUGGAAGACGGCCUCUACGAAAAGGUCCAUCGACCCGACAUCGUCCUGGGCCAGCACAUAGUCAACGACAAAGCCGGCACCUUCCAGAUUGGAUCUAGCUACGCUCUAGCCGGGAAGAGAACGUUUCGCAUCAUCGUCCACGGUAGGGGAGGGCAUUCGAGCGCCCCGCAAGGAUGCGUCGACCCAGUCAUCAUUGCCUACUCAGUCGUGCUCAAGCUUCAAACCAUUGUCAGCCGCGAGGUUGACCCACGCGAGACUGUUGUCGUCACGUGUUCGAGCAUUCAUGCAGGGAACUCGCCGAAUGCUAUCCCAGAUACGGCAGAGCUUACUGUCGAUGUCAGAGCCUACUCUGUGGAAGUGUUUGACAAGAUCGUCGAAUCGGUCAAGAGGAUCGUCAAGGCAGAGUCUGAGGCAUCGGGCGUCUUGGAGGAGCCUACGAUUGACGAAAUCGAGCAUUUCAAGGCCAUCUUUGGUAGCGAUGCGUUAGAAGCCAUGGUACCGGAUAUGGCCAGCGACGACUUCUCCAUCCUUGCUCCCGAAGGUACCCCCUACGCUUACUGGACACUCGGAAGUACAUGCCCAGAUAUGUGGGACCGCUACCAAAAGGAGGGGAGGUUGAACGAACUCCCCGCCAACCACUCGCCGCUUUUCGCGCCGGCUAUCCAGCCGACUCUAAGUUUGGGAAUCGAUUCGCUAGCCAUCGCAGCACUGACCUUUUUGCUUUCUAGCCACAGAGACAUUAGCUGA
Lasiosphaeria miniovina is the source of this 750-nucleotide messenger RNA. Its product is annotated as peptidase M20, dimerization domain-containing protein. The coding region runs from base 1 to 750 and encodes 249 amino acids. The transcript is spliced from 2 exons. Gene Ontology annotation, molecular function: hydrolase activity. NCBI's taxonomy places the organism in Eukaryota, Fungi, Ascomycota, Sordariomycetes, Sordariales, Lasiosphaeriaceae. The record is from RefSeq and is a predicted model, not a curated record.